AUGCAUUACUUAAAACCAAUGUUUCCUUUUAUCUUGGCCGCAGCAACCCUUAGUUCUGCCCAACAAACUGAUACCACAACCACCUCCUCGGCAGAUAAUGCAGUGAAUACAAAGUGCGAGGCGGACAACGCUGUAAAGCAAUGCGUCCAGUCAAUGAAAUCAAACCUCGAUAAGUGCACAUCAGACGACCGGACGUGUCAAUGUAUCAACAGUGCAAGUGUGGUAGGCUGCUAUAAUGACUGCCCAAAUGAUCCUGCUAGUGCAGGCGCGCAGUCCAUACACGAGCGAAAUUGCGCGAAGACCAGUAAGGACACGCCGGCAUUGACAACAUCUAUCUCUGUGACGGCAUCUACUAGUUCAACCUCUAUUUCCGUGGUAUCUAGCGAGACUGCGACUGUUAGCCAAGCAGCGACCACGAAUGGCAGUUAUGAUAAUGAUUCCGAUUCUGAUGACAAUAGCGGAUUCAAGGAAGGCCAUCCGACCAUGUCAUUUAGUGGAUUGGAAUCUAAUAAUGAAUUGAGCGAAAGUGCGAAGGAGGGUGGUGCUUCUAGCUUGGGGUCGUUGAAAGCAAGGAGUUGGAUUGGUUUGUUAGGGCUGAGUUUGGGGAUUUUUCUUUAA
Messenger RNA from Penicillium soppii, 618 nucleotides. Its product is annotated as GPI anchored serine-threonine rich protein. Lineage: Eukaryota; Fungi; Ascomycota; Eurotiomycetes; Eurotiales; Aspergillaceae. The transcript is spliced from 3 exons. The record is from RefSeq and is a predicted model, not a curated record. The coding region runs from base 1 to 618 and encodes 205 amino acids.